This is a messenger RNA of Fusarium vanettenii 77-13-4, 2157 nucleotides long. RefSeq lists its product as uncharacterized. The record is from RefSeq and is a predicted model, not a curated record. NCBI's taxonomy places the organism in Eukaryota, Fungi, Ascomycota, Sordariomycetes, Hypocreales, Nectriaceae. The transcript has 3 exons. Bases 1 to 2157 code for a protein of 718 amino acids.
AUGGCCUGCCCAACAGCUUCACCCUCACAGAAUGAGGCUGAUUCCCAUCCCUCCCUCCCAAUCUGCCUUAGGCUUCCAUGUUCUGGCUCUUCACCUCGAUCAGCGACUGGUAUUCCCGCGGCCAAACGGUGUAGUUUUGCAACGUUUCUGACCGAUAUGAACCCUCAACUAGAGACCGUGAUCACCAUCUCAGGCCAGCGAGCACCCAAUCGCGACCCCGUGAGCGCCUCAGAGAUAUUUCCCAGCAUAGACCCUCAAGCCCUUCAAGUACCACGGGACACGCCGAAAUUGGAGUAUGAUCCUCUCCCAAACUCCACCAGUUUUCGUCUACUUCAGAUCUUGUCGGAUGGCGGUCAAGAUAUUCUGCGAUGCAGGAUGUUUGAUGCAGACCUUGCUGCCCAAGACACUCCGGAAUAUAUCGCCUUGUCGUAUACCUGGCAUGAAAAGAGUCUGCCCAACCUAUUCCGGCCCGUGUUGAUCAAUGAAAAAUACCUGGCCGUUAGCCUGAAUCUCUGGAACUUCCUCCAGAACUACCGCCAGACAGCCGGCGAGCGCAUCAUUUGGAUUGAUCAGAUAUGCAUCAACCAAGACGACCAGGAUGAGCGUGUCCAGCAGAUCGGGCAAAUGUGUGCAAUAUACGAGCGCGCCUCUAUGGACGUUUUCUGGAUCGGCGAACCGGAUGAACACACGGAGGAUGUCAUGGACAUGCUAGAGUCGCUGAAUCGUCUGGAGAUGUCCCACUUGGCCUCAGGCCAUCGGCAUCCUGGCAUUGACGCUCUGCUUAACCCUAUCUACAUGCAUGCUGUUGGAUUGCCAGUCUAUCCCUCCUCAAAAUGGGGUGCUCUUAUGCAUUUCAUUUCCCGGUCAGCAUUCGAACGCGCCUGGAUCAUCCAGGAAGUCGCCGUCUCUCAGAACACGGCGAUAUUCUGCGGGUUAUUGGUGCUACCCUUCGACAUUCUUGGAAGAGCCGCCACAUUCCUCGUCGAAAGUUUUUGGAUCACUCAUCUUCACGGCCAGUACAAAGUGUCCCGUGCCACGGGAUUUCUGACGGUCAUGAUGAACUGUCGCUUGCGGCAUCAGCAAGGAGAACGUCAAAGCCUGGAUCUGUUGCUGGCCUCGACCCGGCGUUUCAAGGCUACGAUGCCAGUCGACAAGAUAUUCGCCUUGAUGAACUUGUCCGAGAGUCGGAGGUCUGAGCCUCUGCCACCUCUACUUCAGCCAGAUUAUCGAAAGUCAGUUGUCGAGGUCUUUCGGGAUGUCACUCUUCACCUUAUCAGCCGAGGCUCCCUCGAUGUGCUUUCCGGUAUUGAGGAUGCGAAAUUCCGGCAUUUUCAUCAACUUCCAAGUUGGGUACCCGACUAUAGUGUGCAUCAGGUUGUUUCUAUCCUUUCUAUGCCACCCAGGAGCGGACAAUUGACCCUGUACGCUGCUGCUACAGCACGACACGUCGACGUUCGACAUUCACCCGCCGCCCCAAACACCCUGGUUCUGUCCGCCUACAUAUUUGACACCAUAGAAAGGAUUGCCCCCUUGACAGACCACGCAAGCCAGCUCAGAUUGGAGAAUUGGGGGAGACUUCUUGACUUUGGGGCACGAUAUCCGUCUGUUAAUGGAGAAUUUGGCACCAUGAUUGACGCAUUCUGGCGCACGUUGAUAGGAAACAUCGGCCUAGGGAUGCACGAGUAUCCAGUUCCACAAGAGUGGAUUGGACAUUUUGCUGCAUUUGCAUCACAAUCUCGGGAGGAACUCUUGGAGUACCUUGCGAGCUCGCAUGCAACUCUAAGGGAAGAAGGCGAUAUUUCCAGCUUGACCCCUGGCAUUGACUCAAUACUUGACGGGCUACGAAAUGUUCUUGCUCCUGAUGGAUUCCUAGGAAAAGAUAGCAAGAGGUUUGAGAGUACUGUGCACCAUGUGUCAUGGUCCAGAAAGCUCUUCAUUACCAAGACUGGGUAUAUAGGCCUGGCACCUCCUUCUGCCCAGCCCGGUGAUGCAGUAGUCCUUUUUUCCGGCGGGCGUGUGCCGUUCAUUGUCCGGGAAGAGAUUUCGGACAGCUCCAAGUAUUACCGUGUCGUGGGAGAGACCUAUGUUCAUGGGAUUAUGGAUGGUGAACUGUUGAGCGUUAUCGAGGGUGAUUGGGAAGACUUGAGCUUCCAGUAA